Messenger RNA from Astrephomene gubernaculifera, 3079 nucleotides. The record is from the annotation of a GenBank genome assembly. NCBI's taxonomy places the organism in Eukaryota, Viridiplantae, Chlorophyta, Chlorophyceae, Chlamydomonadales, Astrephomenaceae.
GUCGCCUGAUCAAACAGUAAAUACGUUGAAAUCACGCCUUACUACUUGCACAUUCUGUUGGAAUCCACCCGCCAGUUUGCGCGGCACAGCAUUUUGCCUCCUCACCUGCAAUACAUAAUUUACAAGUGGCUACAAGUAGAUCGCUCGAAGCUUUAUAGUUUGGGCAUUAUAAGGCAGCCCCGACGUUUGGCUACAACAGCAGAAAUUACCUAUCUUUUGCCUGCCGCGACCAUGAGCGUCGAGUCUAGGGCCAAGACACGCUCUAAGCCAAACACUGUGCACUAUGCCGCUGAGACUGGGGACAUCAAGUUGUUGCAGCACUUUGUGAAGGAGGGAAUGGCCUUGGGAAAUCCGGAAAGCGUCACGCUUCAACAACGCGAGGACGUGCUUGGAAUGAUGCCGCUGCAUGUGGCUUGUGAGAACGGCGAGCACGAGGUUGUUGAGUUCCUUGUCAAGAAGCGAGUUGACGUCGACGCUGGCGAUAACUUCAAGGUCACGGCGCUGCAUCUUGCUGCUAUUGAAAACCACACGGACAUUGUCGAUGUGCUCCUUAAGGCCCGGGCUGACCCCAAGCCCGUGGAUGUUGAGGGCGACAUGCCCAUCCACUGGGCGGCGACGAAGGGACACAGCCAGGUCAUCGAGCAGCUGGUCCGCAAGGGCUCCCCGGUGGAUCCGCACAACAAGAAGGGCUGGACGCCGCUGCACCGCGCCGCCUACAACGGCCGCAAGGACGCGGUACUCACCCUGGCCAAGCUGGGAGCCGCCAUCAACGCCGUCACCUGCGACGGCAACACACCGCUGCACCUGGCCUGCUUCAUGAACCAGCUGAGCACGCUGGAGAAGCUGUGCGAGCUGGGCGCCUCGCAGCGGCCUGUGAACCGGAACGGCAUGCGGGCGGCGGACCUGUGCAUCACGGACGCGGCGCGGGAGAUCCUCAAGAGCCUGCAGAGCCAUGAUGAUGCGGGGGCGGGCACGCUCGCGGCGACGCCUGCCGCAGGGCAGCUGACUGCUAACGGCGCGGGAUCCAGGCUGGCCAAGGACGGGGCCGCAUCCAGUCCCAGCACGGGUGGCAAGCCGGUCAUCCCCAGCCUGGCCGCGCUGCAGAUCAGCAGCAAGAAGUCCUCUCCCGAUGGCUUCCCCUCCCCCGCCAGCUCCCCGGGCCCCAGCAGCUUCUCCGUGCAGCGGCCGGCGGGCCCGGCAGCGGGCGUGGAGGCGGCCAGCACCGCCGAUGUGAGCUUCAUCAAGUCGGCCUUGACGGAGGCGGGCACCAACCCAUACACGGGCAUGAGCGGGGCGGGAGCAGCAGCAGCAGCUGCUGCUGCGGCGGCCGCAAUCAACGCGGCCGCAUCCCUGGCUGGGCGGCCGCCGUCUUGCAACGGCUCCUCCUACGCCUCUUCCGAUACUGCCGCUGUCUCCACCUCCGCUCCCUUCUCAAUGACCUCGGAUCCGCAAGCACGCAACUCCUCCUCCUCAUCCUUGCACGAACCCGCACCCCUAGCGGAACCUAGCGGCUUGGCAGCCCACCCCACGCCGCUCGCAGGCUCUCUCAGACCGCUGAGAGCACCCAGUGCAAGCACUGUCAGCGUUGGAGCGGCAGGAGGAGGAGGGGCGGUGGGGCCGGCUCGGCCACCUAGCACGGGUCGCGUGGGGACGACGACGACUGGGAGUAGCGUCGUGGGGGAGCUGUCCUCCUCCACAUCUGCUUCUUGGGUCUUGGGGGGUCUAGCCAACGUAGCGGGAGGGGGGUUGCUGUCGCCUCAGCUCCUCGGGGAGGACGUACAGGAGCGGAUCAAGGAGGAGAACAGGCGGGGCUCCUCCGUAUCUAAUGAUGUGCUGCGGCCGCGAUCAGCGCGCCCUGUGUCAGCUAAUAAGAAGUUCCUAGCACGCUAUAACUUAGACAAGCUUAACCUGUUUGCGCCCUAGCGGUUAGUAGUAGGAGUAGACCACCUAGGUGCAGCCGCUUCCUUUCCUUCUUGAUGUUUAGCUUGGUAGGGUAGUGCCAGUCGGGCGUGUGCAUGCAUGCAUUUGCGAGGCGCGACACCUGCGUAAUGAAGUAACGUGGUGGCCGUAACCUGUAGGCGGGAGUGUUUAUGCGGUGCAAUGGAAAGCGGCUGAGGUGAGGUUAAGGAGGCUGUUUAAGAGGUGACCUUGCUGACUUUGGGGUAUGGGUCGUCUGUGUGUGCCGUGUUUCUUCGAGCAGUGUGGUGCGCGCUGUAAUGAAGCGCUGCUUUUGUCAUAUGGUUGCAGAGCGCUGCAACCAUCGCCUUUGCCAUCUCGCGCUCGGAGGAUGCGCUACAAGCUUUAUAAGCAAUCUUAGGAGGAAAGGCGUGGUGGGAUGCGAGCAAAGUGACGUGUGGUUUGGCGUUGCAUGUAGUUUGUGCAGUUUGGGUUAAGGAGGCAGGAUAGGUUCUGUAGACCCGCAUAUGGCAUGUGGCCGCACGUCAACCCCACAGCGACUGAUGUAUGGGAGUCAGGACCACUGGGUAUGACGUGGGGGUUAUGAGGACUCGUGAGGAGAGGCAUGUGGGGAAAACAGCAAGCGGUGGUUUGUGUGUGCCUCCGCGGGUUAAAAGCUGCGUGUGUCUCGUUUGUAAUGGUGUGACAGGUGUUGUGCACAGCAUGACUCACCGACCGACGACUAAACCCACAUGCGUGGAGUAAAUGUUUCUUGUAUAUGUGCGUCCUGGGGCGUAGUAUGUAUCCGGGUGCUAUCUUAUGUUUACGAAUUACAUGUGCUGCUGCUAACAUUCAUUGUGUCGGACUUCACAAGCGGCUGCGUGUGGAGGACUGAGCUGCGUAACCUGCUGCGUGUGUGUGAAGCGUCUUUUAGCGCUUUGUCGUGCUGCGCUGGGCCCAUGCAAGGGGGGCCAGGCGCAAGGCGGCUUGUGUGUAUCGGAGGAGGUGUACAGGGUUUGCUGGAUGCAUAUAGGUGUGUACAGAAGAAGAACUGUGGCUUUCGGUUAGCACGAGUGAGGCUAUGCUAUCACGGCACGUUACCGGUACUUCCCAAUUAGGGAUUUGUAAAGAUCCUGCUAACCUAGUAUCCUCUUCCUUCAUGCCAGCAGAUCACUUGACACGG